UGCAAGGCGAAGAGAGAAUGUGUCUUUGUUAGCUUCUGCUACAAACUGUUUAAAGGGAAUUCUACUUACACGCAAGUUCGAGAACAAAGAGAGAUUCUGGACGUGUGAAAGAGCGAGAAAAUAAGACGAGUGGUUCAUCUAGUCAUUGUGGGGCUUGUCUGAUUUCACGGUCAGAUAAGGACCUCAUCGGUGACUGCCGCGCUAUUUGUACUCGUCACCGAAGGGCAGAAAAAUAAGGACCUCAAAACAGAGAAACUUUUUUAAAGCAACGUGCCUUUUAUAUAUACUUCUUAAAAGGUUGCGCGGACGCAAUUACACCUGGAACAUUUCCACAGAAAAGUGAAUGGACUUUGCUGAAUAGCCUAUCUGUCUUGUGCGCUCUACGGGGACAAGGAAGACUUUGAAAAAAGUUCGUGCCGGGAGUGAAUACAGACGCACAAGCGCUCGUGUGACUACGGCGACAGGCGCAAGAGCAAGAGCUUUAUAAAUAUACUGUUAGACUAAUGGAUUAAAUGUUGUUUGCUUUUUAACAGUUCAAUGACGCAUUUUAAACCUUUCAUGCCUUGUAAAGUCUUUUGAUUGUACAGUUGUAUUGACAUUUAAACCGUGAUAUUGAACACUCUUGUUGAUAUCGUGUUUGCCCAGCAACUUUAAACUUCUGAAUUUGGGCGACAUUGUAGUGUUAAUAAAGACAGCAUCAGGUGCAGAAUCGAAAGUAAACCGAAUUUGCAUAGGCAAGCAGGCAAGAGAAAAACCGCUGCGAAAAAAAGGUCGGAGUUUGCGGUUAUUUUUACGUCGGUUUGAUGCAGUCAGAGAGAAAACUGAGCAAGGCGAUGAUUCUCAGGCUGUUGCAUCCUGAACUGUAGGUGCUGUGCACAGGCAUACGCGAACAUUUAUACUGCUUCGUUUGUGUGCAACUCCACGUACACAGAGAAGAGGUUCGUCUGCGUCUUUUAACCAGGAGGACUUGGGAAAACUGUAAACACAUCAGAGCUGCGCGCGCUCGACUUCCAGCACCGCACAAUCGCUGGACUGUUGACUGAAGACCGUUCAGCGUUGAAAGUGAAAAACGAAAAAAAAAGGAGAUCGGAAAUAAGGAACUGUUGUCUUACCAAGCAGAAGAGAUAAUUAAAGUCCAGUUGAGCAGCGCUGACCCAGUUGUUGUGAUGCAUAUUCCCGUAGACCCGACCACUACCAGACGGUUUACACCGCCUUCCACGUCGUUCCCCUGCAGCAAGACUGGAGACGGCAUCGGGCCCAUGGGUACGCCUGGACCGGUGAGGACACGAGCAGAAGCAAGGUCCGUGGUGGACGUUCUAGCGGACCACGCCGGCGAGCUGGUUCGGACAGACAGCCCGAACUUUCUCUGCUCCGUGCUCCCAUCACAUUGGAGAUGCAACAAAACACUUCCCGUAGCUUUCAAGGUGGUCGCCCUCGGCGAUGUUCCCGACGGGACGCUGGUGACGGUGAUGGCGGGGAAUGAUGAGAACUAUUCCGCGGAGCUGAGGAACGCGUCUGCAGUGAUGAAAAAUCAAGUCGCCAGAUUCAACGACCUGCGGUUCGUGGGCAGGAGCGGUAGAGGAAAGAGCUUCACCCUCACCAUCACUGUCUUCACCAGUCCGCCCCAAGUGGCCACAUACCACCGGGCCAUCAAAGUGACCGUGGACGGGCCUCGGGAACCCAGACGACACAGGGUGAAACUAGAGGACCCCCAGAAGGCCAUGCAGUUCUCGGACCGCCUGUCCGAGCUGGAGCGUUUCCAGCGGGCCGGCCUGAGAAUGGGGCCCGGGACCAGCAACGCCAGGCCCUCCCACCAGAGCCACUUCAGCCCCUCCACCCAGUCCCAGAUCCAAGCUCUGUGGCCUGAACAGCUUGAUUCUACCAGUCUGAAAACCUGCAAGGUGGAGGAGGACCUCAGGUGGUCAGCAGGGACCUCUGAGCUCUUCCCUCAGCGCACCUCCUUUCCCUCGCUGUCCCCGCUGACAGACCCCCGAUUCUCUGACCCGCGCAUGCACUACCCCGGCGCCUUUACCUACUCGGCCAGCCCCUCCAGCACGGGCAUCGGGGGCAUCAGCAUGACGGGCAUGCCCGCCUCGUCCCGCUACCAUACCUACCUGCCCCCGCCGUACCCCGGCAACCAGAACCAGAGCAGCCACUUCCAGGCCAACUCCUCGCCCUACCACCUGUACUACGGCACCGGGUCGGGCUCCUACCAGUUCUCCAUGGUGACGGCCAGCGGAGACCGCUCGCCGACCCGCAUGCUGUCCUCCUGCCCCGGCUCCACCACCACCGGCGGGGGCAACAACCUGAUGAACCCCAACCUCAGCAGCCAGAGCGACGGCGUGGAGGCCGAUGGCAGCCAUAGCAACUCCCCGACGACCAUGACUGCGUCCGGCAGGAUGGACGAGUCCGUGUGGAGGCCGUACUGACAGGGAGAACGGAGAGAAGAGCAGCCCUGCGUUAAACAAAGAGAAGAAACGAAAGAGAAUUGAAGAGGUCGUGGUGCAUGUCUCACCCCAAGCCCCCCUCCCCGCCUUUCCGUCCCUCC
Messenger RNA from Megalops cyprinoides (Indo-Pacific tarpon), 2548 nucleotides. RefSeq names its product RUNX family transcription factor 3 (gene runx3). The coding region runs from base 1167 to 2429 and encodes 420 amino acids. The transcript has 6 exons. NCBI's taxonomy places the organism in Eukaryota, Metazoa, Chordata, Actinopteri, Elopiformes, Megalopidae. The record is from RefSeq and is a predicted model, not a curated record. Gene Ontology annotation, biological process: neuron differentiation; hemopoiesis; regulation of cell differentiation. Gene Ontology annotation, cellular component: nucleus. Gene Ontology annotation, molecular function: RNA polymerase II cis-regulatory region sequence-specific DNA binding; ATP binding; DNA-binding transcription factor activity, RNA polymerase II-specific.